AUGCUUUACACCAAAUCAAUUUUAUUAUCAUUAAUUUUUUUGAUACUCAUAAUCAGUAAAGAAAAUACUAUAACUCAACAAUUUGUGGAUUUAAUGUCACCAAAAACAAAACCUCAAAAAAUUUUGUUAAGCAUAUCAGCUGUAGCUUCCCAGUAUGAUAAUGUUCUCAAUAUUUAUGAUCAAUGUUGGACUAAUGCAUUGAGUAGAGAUUGUAUAAACAUAGUUCUGACGCUGGUAUCAUUUUGGGGGUUUUCAUUAAUAGCAUUAAAUUAUUUCAGUGCUCAAUUUACUAAUAUAAAACCUUCCAUUAAAAAAGUUGACAAGAAACGAAAAAAUUUCGUUCAAUUUGGUAAUGCUAAAGCUAUAUCAUUAAAGGAUGGAAUAGAAAAUGAUAAUGAGAUUAAGUUUAUUAUCGAUGAGGUUUCUGGUAUAGGAUAUACUCCAAGGUUUAAGGAAGACUACAAAUUGGGCAAAGUGGGAUUGUUAUUAUUAGGAAUGGAUGAAGAACAAUUUUUGAAACCAUUGACUUUGAUUGAAGCUCAUAAUAAUGGAAGUUGGUUAAUACUGCAAAUGAAAGUUGUAGAUAAAAGUGAUAUAUUAUAUACCACCAUAUCUUCAAAUGGUAUUUUCAAGUGGUACAUCAAAUCUGAAACGAAUUCAAUUGGAUUUGAUUCUCAGAAUGGUUUCAGUAUGAGAAGUGAUUCACUAAAAGAUCAAUCAUAUUUUGAAGAUAAUACAAUUCUACUCAAUAAUUUUACUGGUAUAAUAUAA
Molecule: messenger RNA, 771 nt
Organism: Lodderomyces jiufengensis
Lineage: Eukaryota; Fungi; Ascomycota; Pichiomycetes; Serinales; Debaryomycetaceae
Exons: 1
Coding region: 1-771 (256 amino acids)
Source: RefSeq, a predicted model, not a curated record